Molecule: messenger RNA, 982 nt
Organism: Pantherophis guttatus
Lineage: Eukaryota; Metazoa; Chordata; Lepidosauria; Squamata; Colubridae
Gene: CLRN2
Product: clarin 2
Source: RefSeq, a predicted model, not a curated record
CAUUCCAGGUCAGACAUAGGUGUCACUUCAAUAUUUAAAACCAGGGAGAAAUUUGAACCUUUCAAUGAAACAUUAGUCAUGUAAUAGAUCCUAGAUUGUCCUCUUAGCAACAAGCAUCCUCUUCCUGCAGAAUUACGAGGCUUCUGUUGUCUGUCUCUGGAUUAUUGCAGAUAAAAAUAAUCUUUCGGAGGUACUUUAAAGAAAAAAGAAAAAGAGUUAACCCAUGGAUUGGAAAGAGACCUUGUGGGUAGGCCUCACCAUAUGAUUCCCAAAACUGUUAGGAAUGUCCAGCUGCUUUCAAAAGGUUUUAUUUGCUCUCAGUGCUAUGUUGAGCUUUGCCUCUUUCAUCCUGAUCCUCGUGGCCAUGGGCAGCCAGAAAUGGAUGAUGGGAAAAAUCCUUUGCAAAACUGGCGCUGAGCUGGUCAAUGCCACAGACCCUGAGUUAGUCAAAUUCAUGGGGAAAAUUUACUACGGGCUCUUUGGGGGCCACAAAAUGCGACAGUGUGGACUUGGGGGUCGCCCUUCCGGAUUCAGAAUGUUUCCACACCUGGUGAAAAAGGUGAACGCGAUGCUCCAUGUGACAGUUAUCUUCUCCCUGUCGGUGGCAUUUUUCUUUGCUCUGGUCAGCUGCGGAUUCUGCUUCUUGAACCUCCUAAAAGUCCCUUUUCGGGCCAUUCAAGGACCAGCAGGAGUAGCUUUGUGGAACUUGGUGGCAGGUGGAUGUACUGUGUUGGCUGUGACUGCUUUUGUGGCAGCUGUUAAAUUGCAUCGGCUUACAGAAAGAAUCACCAAUUUUCGAGAAAACAGCUUCCAGUUUCUCAUCCUGGAAGAAGAGUACAUGCCUUCUUUCUGGCUUUGUGUAGCAAGUGCAACAAUCCAUGGGCUGAAUUUGAUCAUUGUUGCCCUCAGCACAAUUCGCUUCCCAACUCUGAAAACAAAGACAGAAGAAGCAAAUGUUACAGCAGAAGAUAUUAUGUACUAA